Molecule: messenger RNA, 702 nt
Organism: Striga hermonthica
Lineage: Eukaryota; Viridiplantae; Streptophyta; Magnoliopsida; Lamiales; Orobanchaceae
Source: the annotation of a GenBank genome assembly
AUGGAAACGCCGUUAGAAGGUUUUAUCUGCAGGAAAAAGCGUCUUAAGGAAUCACCGUCAACUCCAUUUACCAGCCCCAACACCGCCAUUUCCUCUUCCUUGUUGAAACAAGUUUUCUUGCACGAUUGGUGGCUUGUGGAAGCCGAUUCAGGUUUCGAUGGAAAGCGAUUAGGUGUUGGAGGUUUAACUUCCAAAGAGAGCCGAGGGAUAAGAAGCUUCUGCUCUGCACCCAUUGUGACGAGGCAUGAUGCUGUUACUCUCAAAACAGUUGAUGGCAUAACAGUUCUGCUCCAUGGACAUCUCAAUAUGUCUCGCUCAGUCGAAAAUGGCUUCUCGCGUGAGUUGUGCGAAAAUUUUCAAAUUGGGUUUCCAUAUUACUGGGAAGAAUAUGCAGCCAUAUCCAAUGGUGAAGAUUUGAACCCUGGAGGUAACAGAACCAGUAACUCGUGCGGGAAUAUUUUUGAUGAAAUAUUGAAAAACAAAUGUGAUGAUGCUUUUGGUUGUGGUGAGGGCUCGAAUGUGGACUUGACCCCCGAUCAGACACUUUCUGGUCGUGAGAAAGUAAACCCCAAGCAGAAAAUGGGAAGCCAUCCUGACAAGAACUCAUAUUUUCGCAACGGUUUGAUGCAAGUGCUGACUCUAUGUCGGAAAAGAAGAGGAAAUUUUAGCACGUGCUUCAUAUUGUCACUAUGUUAUUGCUAG